This is a messenger RNA of Hypomesus transpacificus, 6480 nucleotides long. Its product is annotated as girdin-like. Gene Ontology annotation, biological process: cytoskeleton-dependent intracellular transport; cytoplasmic microtubule organization. NCBI's taxonomy places the organism in Eukaryota, Metazoa, Chordata, Actinopteri, Osmeriformes, Osmeridae. Gene Ontology annotation, cellular component: cytoplasm; centrosome. Gene Ontology annotation, molecular function: dynein light intermediate chain binding; microtubule binding. Bases 439 to 5853 code for a protein of 1804 amino acids. The transcript is spliced from 28 exons. The record is from RefSeq and is a predicted model, not a curated record.
CUUUGCAGCAUAGCGGAUCGACCACAGACAAGGAUAUGCGUAAAUGUUGCGGGAAAAUACCGAUGGAAUUCUUUUCAAACAAUGCCUUGUCGCGGCUAGAUUGCUGGGAUCUUUUGAAAUCAUUUGAUGGAUCUGUAGUAAGUUUACACGCUUGCUGACCAAGGACGCCUACAGUUCAUUGCGGUUUCGCUGCGGCUGCAGCAGGGAGCUACUUGAAUUCUCAAAUAGUUUUACUAACGCAACGGGAUCCCUAUCGACCACGAGAAAUGCUGCACCGGCUUCCUUACAAUGACUGUGUUUCAUUCAGAACUUUGUAGAAAGCGGAUGGUCCGAAUGAAGCUUGCUUUGUAGGCUAUCUAUAAAACAAGCCUCGUUUUCUUUUGAAGACAGGGCAAAUGUCUGAUUGAGGAUUUUAAACUGUCAAUAUUAUCGAUCGAGAUGGAAAGCGAGGUUUUCCCCACCUACCUUAAGCAAUUUAUGCUGAGCCCGCUUGUCACUUGGGUGAAGACAUUUGGGCCUAAUGAGGAUACCACGCAAUUUGAUUAUUCUGAGUUGCUGGACGGGGUCUUUUUGAACGAGAUCAUGAAUGAAAUAAAUCCCAAAUCUUCUCUUGAGUGUGUAAACAAAGUGAACAUGGACUCCGUUCAGAGGAUCCAGAACCUGGCGGUUUUGAUCCGUCAAAUCAAAAUGUAUUACCUGGAGAAUCUGAGGCAAUUGAUCAUGAUCCCCCCUCCUAACGUGCUGCUGCUUGGGAAGUCACCUCACUCGGAGCAAGGCCUGGAGGAGAUGAAGAAGGUGUUGCUGUUGCUGUUGGGGUGUGCUGUCCAGUGUGAGAAGAAAGAGGAGUACAUUGACCGGAUCCAGACACUCGACUUCGACACGAAAGCUGCCAUAGCAGUUCACAUCCAAGAGGUGACCCACUGUGAGGACAGCGUUCUGGACCUCCACUGGCUGGAAGCCAGCGGCCUUCACCCAGACGACCUGGAGACGGUGUCCAGGAACAUGGCUCUCCACCUCAGACGGCUGGUGGAGCAGAGGGACUCACAGCUGGAGUCCAUAGUGGAGCUCAUGCUGAACAGGGAGAGCCCCCCGCCCUCUCCUCCAGACGCCCAGUCCCCCAGCGAGAGUCCCAGCAUGCACCAGCAGCAGGCAGGCGCCCAUCAGCACCUGGCUGUGGAGCUAGCCGACGCCAAGGCCAAGAUCAGACGCCUGCGACAGGAGCUAGAGGAGAAGAGCGAGCAGGUGCUGGACUGCAGACAGGAGCUGGAGAACACAGAGGCUGAUCUGAAGAGGCUUCAACAUGAGAAUGCGUCGUUGCUGGCGGACGCGCGGGCGGCGCGCACGUACCGCGACGAGCUGGACUCCCUGAGGGAGAGGGCCAUCCGGGCGGACAAGCUGGAGAGCGAGCUGGGCCGCACCCGGGAGAAACUGCACAACAUGGAGUUCUACAAGACUAAAGUGGAGGAGCUGAAGGAGGACAACCAGGUUCUGCUGGAGACCAAGGCGGUGUUGGAGGAGCAGGUGGAGGGCUGGCGAACACGCUCAGACAAGCUGCACCAGCUGGAAAAACACAGUCUGCUGCUGAAAGCCCGGGUCCACGACAUGGAACAGGAGAAGGAGGUGGACAGGAGGCGUGUCGAGGAGCUGCAGGAGGAGAACCUGGCUCUGUGUCUGGCCCAGAGGAGAAGCAUGGAGGAGUCCCAGCAUCUGGGCUGGGAGCUGGAGCAGCUCUCCAAGAGCCCUGACAACACAGAGAGUCAGAAGUCCCUGAGCGAGGAGGUGAGCGAGAAGACCAGGAGUCGUCUGCUGAAGCUGGAGAAAGAGAACCGCAGCCUGCUCAGGACCAUCGAAGACCUGAAUGCCGUCUGCCGCCUCCGACCGCACCACGACCACAACCACCCCUCGGCAGACAUCCACAGCUCCGCACAGAGUACAGCCUCCUUUGAGCAUCCCCUGCCAGGCCGUAACGAGACGAGGGACACCGCCGCCAUGGACGAGAACGACUCGUCGCUUUCCUACACGUCGACGCUUCAGUGCCCCCACGGCGACGAGUCCGAGGCAGAGAUCGCCCGGCUGGAGAGGGAGAGCGAGACCCUGGAGGAGAAGAUGGACCCUCGGGAGCAGGAGAAAGGUCAGCUGGAGGAGGAAGGGGGCCUGAAAGACCUGACCCCCGACCUGGAAGCGCCAGAGAAAGGCUCUCCUCACUGCUCGCCCUGUUCCAAGAACAGCAGCCCUGUCUGGGGCAGCUUGGCGAGCCGCUCGCCCUACUCCUCCAAGCACACGGAGCGUCUGCAGGCCAAGUGCGGCGUGUUGGACACGGAGAACCAGCGCUUACAGGCUGCCCUGGACAACACUGGUCGUAAGCUCCAGCGCGUGGAGGCGGAGGUGCAGGAGCUGGAGGCGGAGAACCAGGCCCUGCAGGCGAGGCUGGAGGAACUCCGGAUCUCCUCCCGGAGGCUGGAGCAGCUGGAGGUGGAGAGCCGUACCCUGGAGCAGGAGGCCUCGGGCCUGGAGAGGGACAAGAGGAGGCUGGAGAAGGACAACCGCAGGCUCAGGCAGCAGGCAGAGAUCCAGGACGCCACCCUGGACGCGGCCAACGUGCACGUGGCCAGACUGGAGCGAGAAGCCCGCGCCCUGGGAAAGGAGGCUGAGGGCCUGAGGGAGACGGCCGAGAGAGUGAAGGCCCUGGAGAGGGACAACAGGGAGCUGGCCAAGCAGAACGCCAUCGACCAGAGGACCCUGGCCACGCUCAGAGAGGAGUUGGUGAGUGAGAAGCUGAAGAGCCAGCAGAGAGAGAAUGAGCUGGAGAGGCUGGCCCACCAGCUGGACCUGAAGGUGUUUAACCUGGACUCUCCAGCCAGCGAUGAGGAGACCUCAGAGAGCAGUAGGUUCAAGAUGCUGGAAUCGGAGCUGGAGUCUUCCCUGAAGAGGUCCCUGCAGAUCAAGGAAGACAAGAUGGCCGCCCUCGAGGCUCGUCUGCAGGAGUCCUCCUCCCUCAACCAGCAGCUCCGCCAGGAACUCAAGACUGUGAAGUUGAACUACGAGGCGCUGCAGCAGAGAAACGAGGAGGAGCGGACGGACGCUGGCUCCGCCCCCCAGAGGGAGAGUGGCAGGGCUGCCAGCGAAUGGCAGUGGGAGAGCCAGGAGGCCACUAGGGAACUGCUGCGGGUGAAGGACCGCCUCAUCGAGGUGGAGAGGAACAAUGCCACCCUGCAAGCGGAGCGCCAGGCUCUGCAGGCCCAGCGGACUCAGCUGGAGGCCCAGUCUGAGGGGCUGCAGGCCCAGAUGCUGGCCCUGCAGAGGCAGACCGCCUCGCUGCAGGAGAACAACACGGUGCUGCAGACACACAACGCCAACCUGCAGGUGGAGAAGUCCACGCUGAACUCCCAGAGCGCCUCCCUACUGGCCCAGAACGCCCAGCUGCAGAGGCAGCAGUCGGCGGCGGAGGGGGAGCGCGAGGGCGUGGCGCGGGAGCGCGAGGAGGCGCGUGGCGUCCACGAGCAGCUGCUGCGCGACCACGAGCGUCUGGCGGCGCUGCACGAGCGUCAGGCCCAGGAGUGCGAGGCGCUGAUGGGGAAGCACGGCGGGCUGAAGCACGCUCACCGCAGCCUGGAGCUGGAGCACCGCACCCUGCAGGACAGGUACAACACUCUGCUGCAGCAGAGAGCCAGGCUGGAGGGCUUGGAGAAGGAACUGAAGGAGGAGCAGGAGAAGAUGGCCCUGGAGAAGGAGCAGCACAGGACCACCGCUUCCGAGUGCUGCAGGCUCCGGGACGAGAAGGACUGGCUGAACCAAACCUACCGCCAGCUGGUGAAGGACAACGAAGAGCUCCAAGCCGACCAUAAGAACCUGAAGAGCCUGCUGAACAGCACCAAGCUGGACCAGACCAGGCUGGAGUCGGACUUCUCCAAGCUCAAGGAUCAGUACCAACAGCUGGACAUCACCUCCACCAAGCUCACCAACCAGUGCGAGCUUCUGAGACAGGUGAAGGGGAACCUCGAGGAGGAGAACCGCCAUCUUCUGGACCAGAUCCAGACCCUGAUGCUGCAGAACCGGACCCUGCUGGAACAGACCAUGGAGAGCAAAGACCUGUUCCACGUAGAACAGAGACAGUACAUAGACAAACUGAACGAGCUCAGGAGGCAGAAGGAGAAGCUAGAGGAGAAGAUCAUGGACCAGUACAAGUUCUACGACCCGUCACCUCCACGCAGGCGAGGGAACUGGAUCACCCUGAAGAUGAGGAAGCUGAUGAAGCCUCGCAGCCGAGAGCGAGGGUCCGAGCGCUCCCCGCCCCCCACGCGCUCCGCCUCCAGGGAGGGCCCCGCCGGGGGCCCCGUCCCCUCCUCCUGCCAGGACGACGGCUCCUUCGUCGGGGGCUCUGCCUCCACCUCGGUGACCGACGCGAUCUCGCCGCGCCGCCGCAGCAGCACCCUUAAUGACCUGAUGGACACUUCGGCCCUGGCCGUGGACCAAUGGGGUGCCAGCUCAGAGCAGCUGGAGGGGGAGGGGUCAGAGGGCGAGGAGGAUGGGAAGGAGACGUUGACCUCUUCCUCCCUCACCUCCUCCAUCUCGUCCAUCAUCCAUCCUCAUCACUCUGUCAUCACCACACCCUGCCAUCUCACCACCAACAACCCAUCAGCUGUGCCGGAAUGUUCUGAGUUCUGGGUGUCAGACAAGGAUUCUAAUGACAGCGCCGUCCCAUCUGGCUUCGACGACAACGAUGACUUACAGAACCACGGUCUGAAUGGCGUGGGGAGUCGUGCCCAGAGCGAGAGCAGCGGUGAGUUCAGCCUCAGCCUGGACAACGAGCCGUGGUCCAACGGAAGCAGCCCCAUCCAGCACCAUCCAUCCCGCCGCUCCUCCUCCUGCCAGCCCCCCUGCGACACCUCCACCCCCCGAAACGGACGCCCGGCUCACAGGGACAAGGCGUCCAAGGGCUCCUCCCUGCCCAUGCCCAUCCCCACCACCACCAGCACGCCUGGCGCGAGCCACUCCACGCACAGACCGAGAGAGGCGGCAAACGGGGACGUCUGGCCGUGCCGGAUGAGCGUCAUCCGGAGGGGCUCGGGCGGGAAGAUCGCCCGCCGCUUGUCCGCCGUCGAGACGGUCGGCGGCAAACCGGUCGAAGGACCUCCGGGGGCGAGUAAACCAGAGCAGACCCCCCGAGCCUCCGCCUGCUCCCCGAUCACGGUCCUCUACGUCCAGGGUAAGUCGUCCUCGGCGUCGGGCUGCCUCAACUGCUUCUCCGCCCCGCUGGGGAGAGACGUCCGCCUGAGGGGGCCGCGACCCCCGUCCUCGCUGCCCCGGGCCAGCAGCGUCAUCUCUACGGCCGAGGGGUCCUCGCGGCGCUCCAGCGUCAACAGCGACUGCAGGGUGGCGGCGGGAGCCAAGAUCGACCUUGCGAUCUCGCCGGCCAACGGUAUUCAAGAGAUCGAGGAUUGCGGGGAGGAUUCAGCCCAUCGGGACGAGCGACAGCAUACGGGUUUGAAAGAGCCCGUGCCGCCAGUCAAGCCCCCCAGAGACCCAGCUGUGGCCGCAGCAGAAUCUGAACCCAAGACUUCCUGUGUGGAGUCUCUGUUUGGCUCCCCCUUCGAUUUCACCGCGGUUUUCUCCGACACUAUCUUCAGCGAGGCGGCGGUCGCCACUCACUCCGAGAACCAGAAGAACCAGACGUUCCUUUCUCUAAACCCUUCCCUUGUCCGGAACAUCAGCUGCCCGCCCCUGAAGCAGGAGUCCACUGACGACACGGCUCGGCCAGAGGACCAGACCCAAUCUGCUCGAAACCAAAAUGGCCGCCAUGACUGUGAAAACGAGAGGGAGGUUACCGAUGACAAGCAGUUUGUUAUUGCAUGAAUACGAUCCUGAUUUGGAGUUAUGCAUAUAAAAAUACAGUUGCUAUGCAUCAUUUGAAUCUACUCUGAGUGAAGGAAAAGCUACAUUUAAAUGUUUAAUUUUGUUGGAAGGGAACGGCAGUACUGACUAGGUUCUUUUUAGGAGUAGAUGAAAGUAGAACUCAUUUUAGAGGACUUAUUCACAACACUGUAUGUCUUUAAGAUCCCUCAACUUUUAGAUACAGUUUUGUACACAUCAAGCACUACACCAUCCUAUUGUUAUGGGCUUGAAUCACAAGUUUAAAUAAAAUAUAAUUGAUAUGGGUUUACCUUACCUUAAUAGGAACACAUUGUUAGUAGAUCAUUCUUGUAUUGCUAUUACCUGGCGUAAGCACAUUGACAAUCCUACUUUGUGUAUUUUAAGUUUGUUUGCCAAAACCCUCUUCAGUGUUGUGGAAAAGUAUUUGUAUGUAUUUUAUUUGUAUUUAUAAGCCCUUUUUGAGUGUGUCCUCAGUACUCAAAUGCACUUGUGAGUAACCCGCUCUGUUUCAAUAGUUUUUUUUUUUUAAGUUUUUUUUUGCUAUUGUGUUAUUUAGGCCUGGGAAAACUUUAUCGAAACAUGCUCAUUAGAAGCAUAGUGUAUAUGUUG